CCUCUCUCCUCCCCAGCCAUCCAGCUAGCAGCUCUCGCCAGAGAACCAAGUCGUAACCGAGAGCUGCUGCUCCUCCUGUCUUUACCGCAUUGUACUGCGAGCCCUGUCUCCUAGAGGUAUCUUUCAGCCCCACUCGCAGUCAUCCCUCUCAGGCCGUCCGAAAGCAACCCGCCCGCCGCUUCCUCACACUCCACCUGGUCAAAUCUCCACCGUCGAAAUCAUGGCUCGUUCAUCAAUCGCUCUUCUCGUGUGCAUCCUCGCCGUUGCGGCGAUGACGUCAUUCCCCGGCGCGCUCGCGCGAAAGGAUCUGGGCGUCGUAAAACCCGCCGCGACGACGCCGGCGCCGGCCAAGUGUAUCAAGUCGACAAUCAGGGGCUACAACCAGAGCGUCACUCUCACCAGCGGGCUGCUUCUGCACUGGAACGUGACGGGCGCCUCGUCGAUCGACAUGGCUAUCGAAGCACAAUCCACCAGCGCUGCGUCCAAGGGCGGCUGGCUCUCGAUCGCCUUCGCGAAGUCAACCUUCAAGAUGGCUAACUCCGACGCCAUCAUCGGGAACCUCGCGGGGACCGCCGCGAAUCCCGCUACGGUCGCGCCGUACGCGAUCACCAGCUACACUGCCGUGAAGCCGACGUCCGCUUUCGCGCUGACAAGCGCGUCGACGACGACGACCAUCGGAAAGAGCGUCGUUGUGGCCUUUUCCCGAUCGGGAGCGACCGGCAUGAACCCGAUCGUGUACGGGUUUGGCAAGGCGACGCCCGCGCUUAACUACAUCACCUAUGCGUACUCGGCCAAUGGGGUCUCUAAGACCGUCGCUUACCAUGGCAGCGGAAGGAGAGGCAAGGCCGUUGUGAACCUCGCAUGCAAGCCGUUGUAAAGGACUGCAAGCUCAGCCACCUGCUCCACUCCAGCCAUCCCAUGCCACUCGACCCAAUCCGCACUAGAAUUCUGCCAUCUCAUAUCAUACACAAGUCCAGCCAUCUCACGCCAUGCACUACAGUUCUGCCAUCUCAUGCCGUGCGUUCCAAUUCUGCCGUCUCAAGCCAUGCAUUCAAGUCCUGCUACUCAAGUCAUGCCCAUGCGGUCUCAUGCCAUGCCUCAAGCGUUGAGGUCUCAUUCCAUCCACAUGUUCCAAUGCACUCUAUCUGCGUCAAGCUCUGUUCGACCAGCAAAGACGACCGAGUCAAAGCCUUUCAUGCCUGUUACCCUUGCCACAGUUACCGGCAAUCAACAACGUGUGACAAGAGGGAGAUGGGUAAACCAUCUUUCUUGUACCUCGUGCUCGAAGUACAUGCUGCGGUGCCAUGUCUUGCAUGCCUUGUGAAUUGUUAGGUUGGUCUUUCCAGCGGGGUGUGCAUGGAAUCGGCUCAAAUGGACAGUGCAAUUAGCCUGCCUGGUAUUUUGGACUCUU
This is a messenger RNA of Closterium sp. NIES-67, 1411 nucleotides long. The record is from the annotation of a GenBank genome assembly. Lineage: Eukaryota; Viridiplantae; Streptophyta; Zygnematophyceae; Desmidiales; Closteriaceae.